Cavia porcellus (domestic guinea pig) is the source of this 2551-nucleotide messenger RNA. RefSeq names its product exoribonuclease 1 (gene Eri1). NCBI's taxonomy places the organism in Eukaryota, Metazoa, Chordata, Mammalia, Rodentia, Caviidae. Gene Ontology annotation, molecular function: nucleic acid binding; 3'-5'-RNA exonuclease activity. Gene Ontology annotation, cellular component: cytoplasm; nucleolus. Gene Ontology annotation, biological process: exonucleolytic trimming to generate mature 3'-end of 5.8S rRNA from tricistronic rRNA transcript (SSU-rRNA, 5.8S rRNA, LSU-rRNA). The record is from RefSeq and is a predicted model, not a curated record. The coding region runs from base 168 to 1199 and encodes 343 amino acids. The transcript has 7 exons.
CACACGCUCCGGAAGUGGGCGGUGCCUCCAGCAGUUUGUGUGGCGGCGGCCGCGGGAACGCUAACCCAGUAAUUUCACAGCAGAGAAAAGCGAGGUUUUGAGGCUUGCUGGCGUGGGAGUGAACGACUGUCCGGCCCUGGCGAUUGCCUUGUGGCGUGAGAGCCGGCAUGGAGUUUGAGGAGAGCGGGCCGCCGGACGGCGAGGCCGGGGCUCCGGCGCAGCGGCGGUGCGGGGAGGCGCGGCGUCCAGAUCCCGCGAAAAAGCAACCAUGCAGGUUUGAUGGCCAAGAAACAAAAGGACCUAAGUUCAUUACCUCCAAUGGAAGUGAUUUCAGUGACCCAGUUUACAAAGAGAUUGCUAUUACAAAUGGUUGUAUUAAUAGAAUGAGUAAGGAAGAACUCAGAGCUAAACUUUCAGAAUUCAAGCUUGAAACCAGAGGAGUAAAGGAUGUACUAAAGAAGAGACUGAAAAACUAUUAUAAGAAGCAGAAGCUGAUGUUGAAAGAGAGUAAUUGUGCUGACAGUUACUAUGACUACAUUUGUAUUAUUGACUUUGAAGCCACUUGUGAAGAGGGUAACCCACCUGAGUUUAUACAUGAAAUAAUUGAAUUUCCUGUUGUUUUAUUGAAUACGCACACCUUAGAAAUAGAAGAUACAUUUCAGCAAUAUGUGAGACCAGAAAUUAACACACAACUUUCUGAUUUUUGUAUCAGACUUACUGGAAUUACUCAGGAUCAGGUAGACAGAGCUGAUACUUUCCCUCAGGUACUGAAAAAAGUAAUUGACUGGAUGAAAUUGAAGGAGUUAGGAACAAAGUACAAAUAUUGCAUAUUAACGGAUGGUUCAUGGGAUAUGAGUAAGUUCUUGAACAUUCAGUGCCAACUCUGCAGACUCAAGUAUCCUUCUUUUGCUAAAAAGUGGAUCAAUGUUCGAAAGUCAUACGGAAACUUUUAUAAGGUUCCUAGAAGCCAAACCAAACUGACGAUAAUGCUUGAGAAAUUAGGAAUGGACUAUGAUGGUCGGCCUCACAGUGGUCUUGAUGAUUCUAAAAACAUUGCCAAAAUAGCAGUUCGAAUGCUUCAGGAUGGAUGUGAACUCCGAAUCAAUGAGAAAAUGCAUUCAGGACAGCUGAUGAGUGUGUCUUCUUCCUUACCAAUAGAGGGCACUCCAGCUCCACAAAUGCCACAUUUCAGAAAGUAGCAGCUUUUUGUUUGCGGAUCAUCCAAACUGGAGUUGCUCCAAAGCGGUAGCAAGAUGAAUACUGAUCAAAUUAGUCCUGCAGUGCAAACUUCAAGCACCUUAAACAUUUAUAAUCUUGUUAUUAUUGUGGAUAGAUAUUAUGUGUGUGAACAGAUUUUGUCACCAGCACUUUUGAUACGACCUUGUAUGUUACACAGUAACAAUUCCCACUUAGAACUGAAUUUUUUAAUUUAAGAUAUCUCUGAUGUGUUUUUAGUUUUAAAAUGCAUAAUUUUAUUGUUUCUUUAAAUGUCAUAGCUUUUUGAUGUUGAGAUGUAGGGUGUAUUUCUACAUUAACAUAUUAAAUCAUUUCUUAUUAAAAUACAAAAAGAUUGAAAGGCAGGCUUUGUCAUUGGGCUUUAUGACAAUCAUAGUUCAAGUCUUGAAAUUUAUAUGUGCAGUUCAACUGCAGUCCUCCCUCAUUACUGGGGGACUCAUUCCAGGACCCUGUGAGGACACCGAAGUCCCGAGGCUAGGAUCCUUCCUGUAAAAUGGCACAGUGUUUGCAUAUAUGGUACGCAUGUCCUCCCAUGUUACUUUGUCAUCUCUACAUAGUUACAGUACCUUACAAAAUGUAAGUACUAUGUAAAUAGCUUUUGAUGUGUUAUUUAGGGAAUAAAGACAAGGAAGAGAAGUCUGUAGAUGUUCUGUCCAGACAGAAACACAUGGGCCUAAUCAUACAUACCCAGCCGGUCGCCAGACGUGCAGUGGUAAAUUGUGAGCACUAGGGGGAACCCAGGAGCUGGGAGGCGGCAGGAUGCCAAAGCAGGGUGUGCCACACAGCGCCCCAUUUCUGUAGAUUCCACACAGUGCUGUGUACUUGGAAAAUUCCUGGUUGUGUCUUGGAGCUUUUUUUCCCUAUUUUUUACUCUGUGGCUGGCUGACUCCAUAACUUAAACAUUAUUAUUAUUAUGGAGAUAGGGAGGGCAAAGUAUACAUGGUAAGUUUCAUACAGUACCUGUCAUACACAUCUGCCUGUUUCUUUUAACUGAUAACAGGAAAAUUUGUGAUAGAUCAUAGGACCUGGUUCAAAAUUUAAUGCUAGUGAAAUUAAUGGAAAAUCAGAAGAAAGUACUCUUUGAAUGAAUGUCAUAAGGGUUAUAGCUCAAAUAUUAUAAUAUAUAAGUAAAUGUGUGGGGUUUUCUGUUUGGAUUUGGUUGUUUGGUUCCCCUCCCACCUAUGACUUACAUCUGUUCUACAUUUAAACGUAAGUGAUGGUGCUUUGAAAUAAACUUUGUAAGGUUGCAUCAUCGUUUAAUUUUACAUUUGUAUUCAGUAUUAUAAGGGAGAUUAAUAAAGCCAAAAUUUUCUAA